Messenger RNA from Hansenula ciferrii, 1959 nucleotides. It is a transcript of the gene PAB1, whose product is annotated as polyadenylate-binding protein. Gene Ontology annotation, molecular function: poly(A) binding; mRNA 3'-UTR binding; poly(U) RNA binding. The transcript has a single exon. The record is from RefSeq and is a predicted model, not a curated record. NCBI's taxonomy places the organism in Eukaryota, Fungi, Ascomycota, Saccharomycetes, Phaffomycetales, Wickerhamomycetaceae. The coding region runs from base 1 to 1959 and encodes 652 amino acids. Gene Ontology annotation, cellular component: nucleus; cytosol; ribonucleoprotein complex.
AUGUCUUCAAACACCGUUGAUGCUGUUGAUAAAACUGUCAAUGAAUUAGAAAACUUGAACAUCAACAAGGAUCAAGAAUCUUCAACCGUUGAAUCUUCAACCGCCCCAUCCACCAGUGCUACUGAAUCAACCGCUGAAGGUGAACAAGCUUCAUCUUCUUCAGUUUCUGAAACCACUGCUUCUUUAUACGUUGGUGAAUUAGAACCAUCAAUCAAUGAAGCUUUAUUAUUCGAAAUUUUCUCUCCAAUUGGUCAAGUUUCUUCAAUCAGAGUUUGUCGUGAUGCUUUAACCAAAAGAUCUUUAGGUUAUGCUUAUGUUAACUAUCAUAAUGUUAAAGAUGGUGAAAAAGCUAUUGAUGAAUUAAACUACUCUGUUGUUAAAGGUCAACCAAUUAGAAUCAUGUGGUCUCAACGUGAUCCUGCUAAAAGAAGAAAUGGUGAAGGUAAUGUUUUCAUUAAAAACUUACAUCCAGCUAUUGAUAACAAAGCUUUACAUGAUACUUUCUCAGCUUUUGGUAGAAUUUUAUCUUGUAAAGUUGCCACUGAUAACUUUGGUCAAUCAAAAGGUUUCGGUUUCGUUCAUUUCGAAUCCCCAGAAGCUGCUCAAGCCGCUAUUGAAAAUGUUAACGGUAUGUUAUUAAACAACAAUGAAGUUUAUGUUGGUCCUCAUGUUGCAAGAAGAGAUCGUCAAUCAAAAUUAGAAGAAGUUAUUAAAUCCUUCACAAAUGUUUAUGUUAAAAACAUUGAUUUAGAAGCCUCAGAAGAAGAAGUUAAAGAAUUAUUCACUCCAUUUGGUACUGUUACUUCAUUCUAUUUAGAAAAAGAUGCUGAAGGUAAAUCAAGAGGUUUUGCUUUUGUUAACUAUGAAGAACAUGAAGCUGCUGUUAAAUCUAUUGAAUCAUUAAAUGAUCAAGAUUAUAAAGGUAAAAAAUUAUACGUUGGUCGUGCUCAAAAGAAAUCUGAAAGAUUAGAAGAAUUGAAAAAACAAUAUGAAGCUGCAAGAAUUGAAAAAUUAACAAAAUCUCAAGGUGUUAACUUAUUUGUUAAAAACUUGGAUGAUUCAAUUGAUGAUGAAAAAUUAAAAGAAGAAUUCCAAUCAUUCGGUACUAUUUCUUCAGUUAAAGUUAUGAUUGAUGAAUCUGGUAAAUCUAAAGGUUUUGGUUUCGUUUCAUUCUCUUCUCCAGAAGAAGCUUCAAGAGCUAUUUCUGAAAUGAAUCAACAUAUGUUAGCUGGUAAACCAUUAUACGUUGCCUUAGCUCAAAGAAAAGAUGUUAGACGUUCUCAAUUAGAACAACAAAUUCAAGCUAGAAAUCAAUUAAGAUUACAACAAGCUGCUGCUGCCGGUGGAUUACCAGGUCAAUUCAUUCCAACUCCAUUCAUUUAUGGUCAACAACCUCAAUUUUUACCACCAGGUGCUAGAGGUCCAUUACCAAAUCAACCAUUUUUAAUUCCAAGACCAGGUCAAGGUUUACCACCACAAGCUGCUGGUGGUCAAUGGGUUGGUGGUCGUCCAGGUCAACCAGCUUAUGGUUUACCACAAGAAUUCCAACAAUUCCCUCAAGGUGGUAGAGGUGGAUUCCGUGGUGGUCGUGGUAAUGGUCCAAGAAACCAAGGUGGUCGUGGUCCAGCUCCAAAUGCUGCUCCAAUUGAUCCAAAUGCUCAACCAGGUGCUGGUAACGUUGCUCAAUUAGCUUCAAUCUUACCAAAUGUUCCAGUUGAACAACAAAAAAGAUUAUUAGGUGAAGAAUUAUACCAAAGAAUUGUUUCAACUGGUAAAGCUCAAGAUCCAGAAUCUGCUGGUAAAAUUACUGGUAUGAUGUUAGAUUUAGAAAACCAAGAAAUCUUAUCAUUAUUAGAAAAUGAAGAAUUAUUCAAACAACAUUUUGAUGAUGCAUUCCAAGCUUAUGAAGAUUUCAAAAAAUCUGGUGGUGAACAACAAACUGAAGAAGAACAAGCUUAA